AUGAGUUUCGGAUUCGGUGUCGGCGAUUUCCUGACGGUUAUCGAGUUAGCCAACAAGAUUCGGAGAGACUUUGCAGAUGCCCCCGAUCAAUUCCGGCAACUGACCGAUGAGGUCAGAAAUCUCACCACUGUUCUGAAUGAUGUCCUUGUACUCCUCGAUGAACAUGAUCUGUCCGAAAAGCAGACGAUAAGCUUGCGCGAAAUCAAAGAUAGUUGUCAGCAUGUCUUGGAUGAUAUUAAAAGAGUUGCCGAAAAAUAUUCCACUCUAGUACCACAAGAUACGACUGUAAAACGUCGAGCAAAGAGAGUAUGGAAGCGCUUCAAAUGGGAUCCUAACGAAGCUCGCGACUUGAGAAGUCGAAUCACUUCCAAUAUCACGGUUCUCCAGUCCUUCACAGCAGCUAGAACCGACAAUACUAUUCUCAGAUUGGAACAACGGCAAGGUCGGCAGGAGUACCGGCAAGAAGUUCAAGAUAUCCUCGACUGGUUGACUCCCAUUGAUGCUGCCCCACAACAGGCAGACUUCAUCCGUCGCCGACAACCUGGGACAGGUCAAUGGCUCCUUGAAUCGCUCGAAUAUAACAAAUGGAAAGCGUCAAAGGGGGAAAUCUUGUUCUGCCGUGGCAUACCGGGAGCGGGCAAAACUAUCCUGUCCUCGAUCGUAGUGGACGAUUUACAGAAAUGUCACGACGCCGAGGAUGUUGCCGUAUGCUAUUUCUACUGCAAUUUUCAGCGUCAAGAAGAGCAAAGAAUCGAAAACAUCGUGUUAAGCUUUGUCAAACAACUAGCUCAGGUUGCUACCACCAUACCUGCGUGCCUUAAGGCUCUCUUCGAUAAACACAAGGCACAACGGAGCCGGCCCAGUUCGAAGGAAGCGAUAGAAAGCUUGCAUUCUAUAUCGAGGACAUUCUCAAAGGUCUUCUGUGUUGUUGAUGCACUUGAUGAGUGCCGGACCGUGGAUGGAUGUCAACGACAACUUAUCGAAUACUUGAUCGACUUUUGCACCAUUACCGACGCUGAAAUAAUAGCAACAUCUCGUCCGAUUCCCCAUAUUGAGGAGAAAUUCAAGAACUUUGUUUCUUUAGAAGUUCUUGCCAGCUCAGCAGAUAUUCGGAAGUACAUCGAAGGGAACAUACAAGAUCUUCCAGGCUUUGUCAGUCGCAAUCCAACCUUUGUCGACGAGAUUACAGAUGCAAUAGCUGAAGCCACACGCGGCAUGUUUCUUUUGGCAAAACUUCACCUCGAUUCUCUUAGGGGAAAGCGAUCACCCAGAGAGCUUCGAAAAACCUUGGGGGCCCUAGCCAGAGGAAAUAACGCAUAUACGGAAGCCUAUCGUACUACCAUGUCACGGAUUUGCGGACAGCUCCCGGACCAAAAAGAACUCGCCAUCCAAGCGUUGAAAUGGAUUGUUUAUGCAAAAAGGGAAUUAUCGACAAUUGAGCUUCAGCACGCCCUCGGAGUGGAAGUUGGCGAAUGUGACUUCUUUGACGACAAUAUCCCAGAUCUACAGGACACGAUUGCUGCAUGUUGUGGAUUGGUCACAGUUGAUGAAACGAGUGCAGUCGUUCGACUUGUGCAUUACACUACCCAAGAGUUUUUCGAAGACCAAGGACGCUCUUAUCUUCCUGAUGCACACGACGAGAUCGCGAGUACGUGUGUCACGUAUCUUUCCUUUGAAGCUUUCAAGAGUGGCCCAUGUACAGAAAGGCGGGACCUUGAGGAACGACUCAUUCACUUCCCUCUCUACGAUUAUUCUAGCCGUUUCUGGGGAUUUCAUGCACAGUAUUCGCAAGAUGUCAAAGCUUUACACUAUUUCCUUGCUUUGCCCGCUCACGUGGAAGGAUCGAGUCAAGUUCUGCUGGCUGGCGGGAGAUACUUGAGUGACAUUUACGGAAUUCCCUCUCAAGUGACUGCUCUGCACUUGGCAGCCUAUUUCGGCCUGGCUGAGUAUCUAGCCACAAUACUUCAGAGUGCAACGAGUAUAGAUCCUCGGGAUAGCCACGAUCGGACGCCGCUGUCAUGGGCUGCCGAGCAUGGCCACGAAGAGACUGUGCGCUUGUAUCUGGAAAUGACUGCUCAAAUAGAUGUUGCAGAUAAAUACGGCCAAACGCCGCUAUUUCACGCCGCCAAAAAGGGCCACGGAAGGAUUGUACACCUGCUUCUGGAAAAGAAUGCGGAUAUCAAUACCUGUGAUGCCAAGUUCGCCCAAACGCCGCUUUUGUACGCUGCAAAAAAUGGCGACGAAGAGAUUGUGCGUCUGCUUCUGGAAAAGAAUGCUCAAAUCGAUAUUGCAGAUAAACACGGCGAAACGCCGUUAUCGCAUGCUGCCGAAAAGGGCAAUAAAGGGAUUGCACACCUGCUUCUGGACAGAAAUGCUCAGAUCGAUCAAAAGAGCAGAUUGAAACAGACACCUCUGCUAUUGGCUACUAAGAUGGGCCACAAAGAGAUUGUGCGCAUGCUUCUAGAUAAAAAUGCUCAAACCGAUAUUACAGAUAUAUUCGGCCAAACGCCGUUAUCAUAUGCUGCCGAAAAUGGCAACAAAGAGAUUGCACACCUGCUCCUAGAGAAAGGUUGUCAAAUCGAUGCAACAUCCGGGUUCGGCCACACGCCUCUGUCGUUCGCUGCCAGAGAUGGCCACACAGAGAUGGUGCGCCUGCUUCUGGAGAAGAAUGCUCAAGUCGAAUCCCAUAAUAUGAAAGGUUAUACGCCGCUAUCGUGGGCUGCCGAGUAUGGCUACAAAGAUAUUGUGCGUCUGCUUCUCGACCAUGGCGCAAGUAUCGUUGAGGUCAAGUCCGGAAGCAGCCCACCAUUCUUGGCAUUAAAAGAAGCGCAUAUGGAUAUACUUCAACUUUUCAUCGAAAAUGGAGCUUCUGUCGAAAUGACUGAUACACGUGGCUACACAAUGUUGGCUGUGGCUGUCGAAUAUGGCCAUCGAGAUAUCGUUGAAUUCCUACUAAACCACGGAGCCAAUGUCCACAUGGUCACAAAAGCAGGUGAAACAGGUUUACUUCUAGCUUCCAAGUACGGCUAUAACGAAAUUGUUGAAAUCCUCCUCAAGCAGGGCGCUAUGGUUGAUGCGAAGGACACUGGCGGACGGACCCCUCUGAUUUGGGCAGUUCAAGAGGGUGAGUGGGAGGUCAUGGAAUUGUUGCUUACUGCCGGUGCCGAUUGUCAAGCCACGGACACGUACUUCCGAUCUGCUUUCACCUAUGCAGUGAUAGGAGGUAACGUUGAAGCUCUUGGCUCUUUGCUUGCGGCAAGUCGCGUUCAACCCAAUGAAAGAGAUUUUUGGGGUUCAACAGCUGCAUCCUUUGCCGUACGUCUUGGCCGGUUGCCAGUAUUCAUGAAAAUUGCCAAUCUCCCUGGUGUUGACUUGCUCUUGGAAGAUUCUUUCGGGCGGACGCCACUUUGGUGGGCUCUGAAGCAAAACCGCGACUCUAUGGCGGAGCACAUUAUGGAAUGCACCCAGUCUUCGUACCCAUAUGGGUCAUCAAAGCAUCCGCGCCUGGGUGAACCGAACACCUUCAUUGGUUAUGACAAGGAGUGCAUUGUCUGUUUAUGUUAUCUAGACAGCUCGCACUACCAAUGCAACCGUUGCACGGAAAAGCUCGUUAGGGUCUGUGGAGAGUGCUAUGAUUUGGGGGCUCGCUGUCUGUCGAAAUCACAUUCUCUUGAGAUUGGAUAUUGA
This is a messenger RNA of Pestalotiopsis fici W106-1, 3687 nucleotides long. RefSeq lists its product as uncharacterized. Gene Ontology annotation, molecular function: protein binding. The transcript has 3 exons. Bases 1 to 3687 code for a protein of 1228 amino acids. The record is from RefSeq and is a predicted model, not a curated record. Lineage: Eukaryota; Fungi; Ascomycota; Sordariomycetes; Amphisphaeriales; Sporocadaceae.